UGGAGGGAUGGAGGGAGAAGGGUGGGGAGAGGGGGGCAUCAGAAAAAUCAAGAGAGUCCGCUCAAACCGGAGACAGAAGUGAAAGCUUCUGAGGAGACGUGAGAGUGGGGUAAAAGCCCUGAGAGAGAGGGAGAGAGAGCAAACCUGUGGAGGAAGCCAGAGACAGGACGACAAGCUGGUAAAACAUAGKGGACUGAUAACUCUGAGGAGGCUUUUUGUGCCAAGCAGGUUUUCACAGUGACAACAUGGGAGCAGUGGUGGGCACUUUGACCAUGCAAACCAAACAGAGGAGACCAUCAAGAGGUACGUCAAGACUUAUCUUUGCAGAUGCAAGCAUGUACGCACAUUAUCUUUUCAACGCUUUUGACACAACAAGCAAUGGCUCCAUCAAAUUUAAGGACUUUGUGGUGGGCUUAUCCAUUCUGCUGAGAGGAACCCUGAGGGAAAAGCUGGAGUGGACGUUUCAUCUUUAUGACAUCAACAGAGAUGGAUACAUAAACAGAGAGGAAAUGACGGAGAUUGUAAGAGCCAUUUACGAUAUGAUGGGCAAGUACACCUACCCUGCUUUAAAGGGAGAUGUGCCGCAGCAGCAUGUGGAUGCCUUUUUUCAGAAGAUGGAUAAGAACAAAGACGGAGUGGUGACUAUGGAAGAGUUUAUUAUUGCCUGCCAAGAGGUACGCAUUUUCCAACAUCUGUGUGCCGUAUGCUUAAGAACAUUAAGUAAACACAUAAUGAAAGCUGUCUUGUCAUCUCUGCAURUAAGGUCUUUGUAGUUUGAAUUUAUAUUU
Poecilia reticulata (guppy) is the source of this 788-nucleotide messenger RNA. Lineage: Eukaryota; Metazoa; Chordata; Actinopteri; Cyprinodontiformes; Poeciliidae. The record is from RefSeq and is a predicted model, not a curated record.